Teleopsis dalmanni is the source of this 1203-nucleotide messenger RNA. RefSeq lists its product as uncharacterized. The record is from RefSeq and is a predicted model, not a curated record. The transcript has 2 exons. Bases 113 to 787 code for a protein of 224 amino acids. Lineage: Eukaryota; Metazoa; Arthropoda; Insecta; Diptera; Diopsidae.
GAAAAGAAUUGUUAAUAAAUUUCAGCCGACAUCGUUGGAUUGAUAUAAACAUAUCGUUGCUUCUAAUCUUGGGAUAUUCUUCAAGUACUCGAUAUUACAAAGUAUAAAAAAUAUGGAACAUCUACGUAAAAAAGUCUUGAAUGCAAUUCAUUUACUGCAGAAUUCGUCCAGUAUAAAACAAAUAACAAAGUUUAUACAAAAAUCUACGUCUGAUUCAAAUUUAUUCUCUGCAGUGGAACAAAUUUGCCUAGAAGGUAAGCGAAGUGGAUUGUUAGACGAAUGUUGGGGUUAUUAUUAUUAUAGAUGUAGUGAGUUUGCAAAAUCCGAUGAAACAAGUUUAUUUAAUAAGCAUAAUAAAGAAACUCCGGAAGAAUGGUCUGACGAAACAUCGGAUGAAUGUACAUCUGAAGAAUCAUCUGAAACAGAUUCAUCUGAAGAAAUAGAUGACUCAAAGAUAUAUGAUGAGAAAGAAAAAAUGAGUUUAUUUAAUUUUUAUGUGUCUAGCAUAAAUAAUUUUUUUGAUAUAAAUUUAUUGGAAUGGUUCGGAAUAAAAAAUCUAACUUCAUCUGUUAUAAAUAAAAAAGAUACAACUAUUGUGGUUAACCGUGAUGGUUCCGGUACGAAUGAUGUCAAAAGCUGUUCCGGUGCGAAUAAUGUCAAAAGCUGUUAUGUACGACUGAAGCGUUUAGAUAAUAAACCUAAGCCUGAUUUUUAUGCUAAACUUAAAAAAGAAAAGAAAAAGGAAAUCUGCAGACACUGUGGCCCUUUACAGAAGGCGUCAAAAUAAAAAUAAAUUGCUUGAGAAAUUAAUUGUUAUUGGUUCUACAAAUGUUAUGGCUUGUAACAAUGUUGGAUGAACUGAUGGUCAACAAGUAAAUGGAAUAAAUACUAAUGAAAGUCAGUUCAGUAAUGGUUGUUAUCUAAAUAAUGAAUACUCGUUUAUAGAACUUUUAUGCGAAAAAAAUAUUCCAAAGAAUUAUUAUUUUUGUGGUAUGAGGGACCAUAGUCUCCACUAGUAGCAAAUCAGGCAAGAAUUUAUUACUAAAUGGAAUAUGUUUGGUAAAUACAAGCUAUAAACGUAAACUGGGCUUAACAAUUAAGGAGAACUACGGGAAACAGUGCAAGGAUGUGACUACUACUGUAAGUAGUGUCUCUAUACACCACAUUAACAUCGUCACAAGUCCAAAUAAGCAACCUUAAAAU